Symbiodinium sp. CCMP2592 is the source of this 5523-nucleotide messenger RNA. Lineage: Eukaryota; Dinophyceae; Suessiales; Symbiodiniaceae. The record is from the annotation of a GenBank genome assembly.
AUGGGUCACACCGCCACGAAGCUGAAAGACUUUGUCUUUCCGAAGAAGCACCGGAACAUUGUGCUUUGUGGCCCCAAUGCAGCCGGCAAGACCACUCUGCUCUACAAGCUGAAGCUGCCAAACGAGAAAAUCACCGUGAUGCCCACCAUUGGCUUCAAUGUCGAGUCUAUCGAGUACAAUCUCCAGGUCUUUGACAUUUGGGACCUUGGUCUUCGAAGCAAGGCGCGGCCUCUCGUCAGGCACUAUCUACCGAAUUGCCAUGCCGUGGCGUUCAUGAUUGAUGUGCAUGACGACGACUGGCAGGAUGCUGAGGACUUCUUCGGUUGUGUCCUGCAUGGCCUGGACGAUCACAACAACCCCCAUGUGCCGUUUCUCAUCUGGGUGAACAAGAUGGAUCUGCCUUUGAAGGUCCAGCCCCAUGAGGUUUGCGAAAGGCUGAAGCUGGAGCAGCUUGCAAGAUCCCAUCCUGUCCUUGUCCAGCCUUGCGUCGUGUUGAAGGAUGAAGGCAUCAAGGAGGGCCUCGACUUCCUCAGUGCGGCCAUCGCCGGCGAGAUCCCAUUUGGGCUUACUCUGGCUUCGACUCCAGAGACAUCCAAGCUGGAAUCGACUUCGCCAGCAAUUGCUCCGCCUACGAAGCCCAGCCCAGGAGGUGAAGUCCCCAACAGUGACGAGGUCUUCUUGGAGGCUUUCGAAGCUGGAGAGCUGCCAAGCUUCGGCCCAAAGGAGAUGAUGCGCCUGGCCUUCCUGCAACGCCGUCGCGGUGGCACUGCGCAGAUGACCCUCCAAGCGGCCAAGCUGACAGGCUACGUCAAGCACGCUACGCGGAUGCAUUUCUGGGCCUCUCGAGUGUUCGAGACACCCCUGGAAUCUGCCGAGACAUCUCUCGGUUUUUUAGCAACGCAUCCAGACCUCUUUCCUGAAGACGCAGAUGCGCAGGAAGCAUUGAUCGCUGCGGCAUACAGCGAGCGUAUCGACACAGACCCCACCUGGGCGCUCGUGGCACAACCACCGGACCGGCUCUGCAGCGACGGAAAGGAGGCAGAUGCGGCUUUCCUUGCCAGAGUCGAAGACCUCAUGAUCGAAGCAGAUGAGCUCAACUCGUUUCGGUCGGUGGUCCGGUUGGCAUUCACCUUGCUCUGCCAACAGGAUCGCAAGUCGGCCAUCAAGCGGCUCGACACGGCUUUGCAGAAGCUGGCAGAGGGUUGGACAACACCCGCCGGGGAAUCUGCUCUGCGCCCUUUCCAUGAGACACGACAGUAUGUUGCACUGCAGCUGGCCCACCUGGCUUUGACGCAGUGUCCGGAGUUGAAGAAGGGCAGCUUCUCCAAGUUGGAAGAGCGCUGCCCCGAUCUUUGUGAUGAGGAUUGCAUCUUCAAGUACUACUCGGAAGAGGUUCUGCAAAACGGCCAAAAGGCUUUCGUCCCUCCAGACCGAGAGCCGUUGCCCUCCGUGGUGAAGGUUCCCGACCAGACCUGGCACGCGGACUUGGACGAUGACUCCUUCAUGAACGCUGUCCGGAGCCACUCCCUGGGCUCCUGGGGUCUCCAGAGCCUGGCCCGCCUGGCCUACCUUCUUCUCAGGGCAGGGCGGCGCGAAGGGCUCCAGCAGCUUCUGCAGGAAGUGGAAAAGUUGCAAGCCAGUCCGGAGGUGAAGGCUGGAUUGUUCGCGCACGAGACCUUCGCAUACUUCACGCUUCACAUGGUUCAUUUCUACAGCGUCUCGAAGAAGCUGCCCCUUUCGGAGCCCUUUGCAGAUUUCGUGCAGAAGUGUGACCAGAUUCUUGACACAUCCCUGUAUCGUUCGUACUACUCAGAUGUGCUCAUACACGGCAAAGAAGCUCGAACUGGGCUCGUUUUUCCUGACUUGCUCCCUCUACCUGAUCUUGCCGUCUGCUUCACCGCGCGGAAUCGGUUCGCGGUCCUCCAGCAGGGCGGCUCCGUGGGAAUUUACAACCUCCAGAAUGAGCUUUCCAAGAAGUUUGAUCCGCCAGUUUCGGCAGACUUCAUCUUUCCAGGUGGAAACAACCGCAUCCUGCUCAAGAGUGAAGAGAAGAUUGUGAUGUACGACCUGACCGCGCGCAAGACCGUGGAUGAGGUCAGCGUGGCAGGAGGUGUGCGGUAUGUAGUUUGGUCGCCGAAUGGAGUCUACGUGGCGUUUAUGUCCAAGCACAAUGUCUUGCUGGCGGGUAAGAACCUGGAGUAUUACCACUCGUUCCAUGAGAACAUCCGCGUGAAGAGUGGAGCCUGGGACGAGAAUGGGGUGUUCGUGUACUCCACCCUGAGCCACGUGAAGUACUGCCUCCCCAACGGUGACAGCGGCAUCAUCCAUUCCUUGGCGAACCCUAUCUACAUCACACGAGUACACAAGCAGAUGAUGUACUACAUUGACAGGGAGCAGAAGGUCGGGAAGCAGCGUCUGAACUGCUCCGAGUACCUCUUCAAGCUUGCGCUUCACAAGCGCAACUUUAAUGAUGUGAAGCUGUGGAUUAGCAAUGGCCGGCUUUGUGGUAACGCGGUGAUUGGAUACCUGAAAUCCAAGGGCUUUCCAGAGGUGGCACUCCACUUCGUGGAAGACCAGCAGACCCGCUUCAACUUGGCUCUCGAGUACGGUCACAUCGAGGAGGCCAUGACAGCGGCCCAGGAACUGGACGAGCGAAGCUGCUGGAAUCGCCUGGGCCUGGAAGCGCUCCGGCAGGGCAACCAGCAGAUCGUCGAGAUGGUGUACCAGAAGACCAAGAAUUUUGAUGCCUUGUCCUUCUUGUACCUUAUCACCGGCAACAUUGCGAAGCUACGGAAGAUGCUCAAGAUCGCGGAGAUGCGGGGUGAUGUCAUGUCUCGCUUUCACAAUGCCCUAAUGCUGGGACAGGUGGAAGAGCGAGUCAAGAUUAUGGCCGAAAUGGGACAGGUGCCACUGGCAGCGCUAACGGCGCGAGCCCACCGGCUGACGGAGUACAUGGAGAAGCUGGAGGAGUGGGGCAAUUCCCUUAAGUUUCUUGUCGUUUUCUUUGACGAGGUGGCAGAUGCGAAGGACGUUGAAAGGCUUCUCGACGUCUCCUCAGAACGGCUGAGCUCACUUCUAGCAUGUCCCAAGGGCAUGCACCGUGGUCUUUGGCAGACCAUCGGGGCUUUGGCUUUCGAGGCGGUGCUUCGAGCGGUCGAUGUCGGCGUGGUUCUGGAAAUUUUGUGGCAGGGCACCUUCGUCUGUACGGUCUUGUGGCUGGCGGAAGAUGACAGCAGCCUUUUCUCCGUCAGUCAGAUCUAUCCGGCCUGGCGGUCACUUCGCAGCCGGUGCCUAUCCUUCCUUCGACGCCUUCUGGGGGACAUGGCCCUGGCGUUGCUUCCUCUGGAGCGCUCGGGCGCAUCCGUGAGCUCGCGCUUUCAGUUGAGAGCCAUUGUGGAACAACUGGGCCUCUUUGCGAUACUCACAUCGCACCGGAGCUUCAGUUUUGCCAGGGUGGACUGGGCUGCCGGUGUUUUGCUAAGCUCCACAUUGGGCAUUGAGUUGCUGCAGCGGGCGCCCCGCGCAGCUGUGGAGGCCAGCCGAGCCGGAGCGUCGCCCUGGCUCCCUUGGCAUCUCUGGGAUGCGAGCUGCAUAGGCUUCGGGCUCUGGGGAGCCGGCCGCCAGAUUUUCCUGGCCUUGAGCUCCAAGCAGAAGGAAGACCUGAAGCUCGUUCCUCCUGUGCCGCUUUGCCGACCUGGUGCCGGCGACUCUGGUAAUUGGCCCUUGCUUACGUCCACAAAGAAGAUCUUCGAGAAGAGCAGCUUCGAGGCGGCCGCGCCGCCCCCGAUGCCGGGCUCGGAGGCCUUCCUGGAUGCGGAGGAGAACCCGGAGGACACAGAGGGACUUGGUGGAGGUGCCUGGGGAGAGGAGGAGACGGCCCUGGAUUUGGGUGCGGAUAUGGGUGGCGGCGACUGGGGAGGAGACCUGGACCUCGGUGAUUUGGGCGGCCUGCUCCCCGCAUCGACUGAGCCACAGGAGGAGGAGCGAGGUUUGAACCUCACCCUGGCGGAUAGCUGCCAGGUCAAGUGGCUCAGGAAACGCAGACUUCCUGCUGAUCUCGUGGCGGCUGGUGACUUCGAGGAGGCGCUUGGCUUGCUCAAGCGGCGGCUAGGCUUGAUGAACGCAGAGCCUUUGGAGCCUAUUUUCAAGCAGGCUUACUGGGCUACAUGCACCGCGUUGCCCAGUCUGCCGCAAAUGGUGUCGAUCCACUGGCCUCUGCUAUCAGAGGGUAGCAUGAAGUCCAGGGAGAUUGCUCCCAUGGUGCUCUUCACUCCACAGGUGAUCCUGGAAAGAGUCAAGGAGGCUCACAAGAUGACUUCUGCAGGAAAGUUUAACGACGCCCUUGCAGCCUUCCGAACUGCCCUCCAGUCCAUCCCGAUCUCCGUGGCCAACGAUGCCAACGAAGAGCGGCAGCUCACAGACAUGAUUGAGAUGUGCAGAGAGUAUGUGACCUUCGCGAGACUACAGGUGACUAGCAAGAAGCUGACUCCAGACAAGGCUGCGAGACAGAUCGAGCUCAAUGCCUACCUCACUUGCUGUAAGCUACAGCAGUUCCACCAGUUCUUGACGCUAAAGACAGCCAUGGGCAUCGCAUUCAAGAACGAGAACUACGUGACUGCAGCGUCCUUUGCAAAGAGGAUGAUACAGGCGAAGCGCUCAGCGGACUGGGCCUGUGUCAGGACUCAGAUGGCAGAGCCUGCGGCAAAGAAGGCCAAGGUUGAGAAGAAGAAGACCUUCGAGGAGCAGCGCAAGGAAGUCGUGGAGGAGAAGGGCCGAGAGGAGCUGCUGGAUGGUCUCUUUGAAGCCUGGGACUACGAUGGCUCUGGCACCUUGACGCUAGAGGAGAUCCUGCCUUUCUACAUGAAGAGCUCCCAGAAGCACGAUGUUCUGGAGCCGCAGGUCCGAUCAGGCUUUGAGAAGUUCUGUUCAUCACAAGGCAUCGAUCCUGCGAAAGGCUUAGACAAAGGGGUCUUCAAGAAAUGGCUGAGCAAGCUGUCCGAGGACCAGCUCGCAGCACACUAUGUGCGACAUGUACAGGGGUGGACAGAUGAUCCCUACAAAAUGAACAUGAACCUGGCGGUGAUCAAGGACUUCAGAGGCAAAAGCAUCAAGGAGAUCCUUGAUUCUCCGGUGCAUGCCAUUCGAGGCCUCUCCGGUGAGAAUGGCGAGGCUACCCUGGAGAAGUUGGGCAUCAAAACAGUCCGUGAGCUUGCAGGAUGGCGAGUCUUCUUGCUGGCCCGGGCCAUCGUGACAAUGGCGCCGACGGAAAACACCGACGAGGAUGACAAAGACACGAGCGUCCCUUCUGCCAAGAUGAACAUCCGCAAUAUGCUAGAUGCGGAGUACGAGACGGCGCCGCUGAAGCAGGUGCUUGACCUGCCGGUGUCGGCACUGAGCAUCCUGCCACCAGAAGGCGUGGAAGUGCUGGCGAGCAUCAACAUCCGGACAAUCAAGCACUUAGGUACUCGGAAGUACUUUCACUGGGCAAAUGCGAUACUCGAGCUUGAGCAGUACGAAGCCUGA